UAGUAGCUUCCUACCAAAAAAAAUUCAAAAAAUGGCUAAUCGAGUUCAUCUCCUCUCCAAAAUCCCUCGUUCUACAACUAUAACAAACAACCCCAAAAAUCCCAUCUCAUUUCCCUUCUCUUCUUCAAUCCCCACCACAACACUCUCUCAACAAACCCAAUCUACCCAACUCAACUCCAACAACUACCAACAAGAACGCUAUCAGCAAGUUGAAAACCUUCAAACUUUACUUCGACAGAACAGCAAUGGCGCUGCUUACACUCUUACAAAAUCAAUCAUUCUCUCAAAAUCAAAUUUCUCAUCACCCUCUGAUCUCUUCUCAUGCUUCUCAACAUCCCCAAUUCCUUUACAAAUCACACUCUCAGAGAUGCUGGUCUCCGUUUGUUGCGAGUCGAAAAUGCAUCACGAAGCUGUAGAAUUGUGUAAAUUCUUAUUCGAAUCUUUGGUAAAUGAUAAACAAUUUGUUAAGGUUCUUGAAUUGUUUAACAAGAUUGAGAAAUCGGGUCUUCGGCUUGAGACUGUUAUGUACGGGAAGGCGAUACAGGCUGCGGUUAAAUUGGGGGAUGUGAAGAUGGGUUUGGAGCUUUUGGAUUCGAUGAAAAAGAGAGGAGUUUGGACUAAUGUGUUUAUCUACAAUGUUUUGAUUGGUGGGCUGUGUAGAGAGAAGAGGAUAAGGGAUGCAGAGAAGCUGUUUGAUGAAAUGCGUAAGAGAAAUUUAGUGGGGAGUGUUGUGACUUAUAAUGCUCUUAUUGAUGGGUAUUUUAAGGCGGGUGAUGUGGAUGCUGCGCUUAGAAUGCGGGAGAGGAUGAAGGAAGCUGGAGUGAAGGCGAGUGUUAUUACUUUUAACUCGUUGCUUAGCGGGUUUUGUAGGAUGCGGAGAAUGGAGGAUGCGAAAAGUGUGUUGAAAGAUAUGGAAAUGAAUGGUUUUGUGCCUGAUGGGUUUACUUAUAGUAUUCUUCUUGACGGGUUUUUCAGGUGCGGUGAUGAGAAUGGUGCUGUGCAGUUGUAUGAGCAAGCCUCUGGUAAAGGGAUUAGGAUUAGUAAUUAUACGGGUAGUGUUUUGUUGAACGGAUUAUGUCAAGAAGGGAAAGUUGAGAAGGCGGAGGAGAUGUUGGUGAAGCUUUUGGAAAAUGGUCUUGUUCCGAAUGAGGUUAUAUAUAAUACUAUUGUGAAAGGGUAUUGUCGAUCCAGUGAUUUGAAUAAAGCUAUUUUGACUAUUGAGAGAAUGGAAAAAUUAGGGUUGAAGCCUAAUCAUAUAACCUAUAACUCUUUGAUUGAUAAGUUUUGUGAAAUGAAAGAGAUGGAUAAGGCAGAGGAGUGGGUAAAGAAGAUGACCCAGAAGGAUAUAGCACCAACUGUGGAGACAUACAACAGCCUCAUUGAUGGCUUUGGAAAGUUAUGCAGGUUUGAUAUGUGUUUUGAGAUUCUUGAACAAAUGGAAGAGAUUGGGGUGAUACCCAAUGUUGUAAGCUACGGUUCUCUCAUAAAUUGUUUAUGCAAGGAUGGGAAGAUUCUCGAGGCAGAAAUAGUCCUUAGGGAUAUGAUUAGCAAAGGGGUUUUGCCUAAUGCCCAUGUAUAUAAUAUGCUUAUUGACGGAAGUUGUGUGGUGGGGAAAUUGAGAGAUGGUUUAAGGUUCUUCGAUGAGAUGAUGAGACGUGAGAUAGGCCCGACGAUUGUGACUUAUAACGCACUCAUUAACGGUCUCUGCAGAAAGGCAAGGUUGAUGGAAGCUGAAGACUUGCUUCUCCAGAUUACCAGCAGCGGUCUUACUCCUGAUGUGACGACUUACAAUUCGUUAAUCUUUGGAUACGCUAAUUCUGGAAAUACCCUGAAAUGUCUCGAGCUAUAUGAAACUAUGAAGAAUUUGGGCAUAAAAGCUACUGUUAAUACAUAUCAUACUCUAAUCAUUGGAUGUAGCAAGGAAGGGAUAGAAGUAGUAGAGAGACUAUAUAAUGAAAUGUUACAGAUGAAUUUGGCUCCUGAUCGAGUUUUGUAUAAUGCCAUGAUUCAGUGCUAUGCUGAGAUAGGAAACACUGCAAAGGCGCAUGCUUUGCAUCAGGAGAUGCUAGACAGGGGAAUUCAAACGGACAAAAUGACUUACAAUAGUUUGAUUCUGGGUCAUUUCAGAGACGGAAAGUCGUCAAACAUAAAUGAUCUCGUCGAUGAUAUGAAGUCUAAAGGGUUGACUCCUAUGGGUUAUACUUAUAACAUUUUAGUUAAGGGACACUGUGACAUAAAGGAUUUUAAUAGAGCAUAUGCUUGGUCUAGAGAAAUGUUUGAAAAUGGUUUCCUUCUAAAUGCAAGUAUUGGUAAGGAGCUCAUAGAUGGCCUUAAGCAGGAGGGGCAGUUGCAAGAAGUGCAAGUUCUUUGCUCAGAGUUGAACAUUGAAGAAACCGAUGAUUGGAGCUCUAGCGAGCAGCUUUCUGCAGAUGCCAAAACAUAAGAGAUGCAAUGAAGUUGCCUUGAGAAACAUAAUUUACAUAUUAAUCUAAUAUAAGUUGUGCAUUACUUUUUCAUGUUCAAUUUUGGCACCGGAAUUGAGAUUCGAAGUUUGGAUUGAUUGCACUACUUGUUGAAAACAACCCUACGGAAUAGACUUGGCGAUUCAACCCCUCUACGGAAUAGACCUGGCGAUCCAACAACCCUGCAGGUCUGCCCUACGAGAUAGACCCGUGGAGGAAUUUUACCCAAGGAGCUCUCUCUUUAUGAAGUUGUUACUCUCCACAACAAGAGAAUGAGAAAAUUAGUAAAUUCUUGACUAGCUCUUCUUGUCUGCAAGCUACUGUAGGAAGCUAAUAGUAUUACAAAGGGUACCUAAUAGACAAGGAACGAAGGAGCAAAAACAGCAUUUUUCUGAGGCUGAUGCUGUCUGGUUUACCAUUACCAAGAUUUCAGACAUAAAAGAGGUAUAUCUUUUCCUAGUUCAUCCUCUUUUGUCUAUGUUUGAUUUUUAAUAGACAUACAUUCUAUACUGUAAUUGUUAUGUAAUUACAAUUAUGAUACAUUAGUAAAACAUAACAAAAUUAAGCCUCAAACCGCUGUAAUAUAUCUGAUUCAUUGUUCUCUAUCUAUUUUACUCAACAAAAAAUACAAGAACUUAAAAAAGAAGCAAUUUUUAUCCAAAUGAACCAAACCCAACUCAAGGUUUCAUCAUAUUAUUAAGCAUCUUCAUCAAAAACAACAACCAAACAAACAAAAAAACAGCUACCAAAACUCUAAAA
Messenger RNA from Mercurialis annua (annual mercury), 3221 nucleotides. Its product is annotated as pentatricopeptide repeat-containing protein At5g12100, mitochondrial. Lineage: Eukaryota; Viridiplantae; Streptophyta; Magnoliopsida; Malpighiales; Euphorbiaceae. Gene Ontology annotation, molecular function: protein binding. The transcript has a single exon. The record is from RefSeq and is a predicted model, not a curated record. Bases 32 to 2443 code for a protein of 803 amino acids.